AGGGAGGCGACUGGCAGCUAAUACCUCACUAGUAUUUCCCCUGAAGCUUUUCUCUGGAUAGGAGCAACAUAGCAUGUUCACAAUCUUCUCUGAUUCUUUCUGGAAGCUCGGGCAGAGAGGAUGAUACAGUCAGACAAAGGAGCGGGUCUGCCAGACGGGAAAGGCAUGAAGCAGUCUACGGCAUCCUAUCCAGAGAAGGGUCUCUCCCAAAUCCUGAGGCUUGUGCUGCAAGAGCUGAAUCUGUUCUACAGCCGGGACAUGAAUGGAGUGUGCCUCCUGUACGAUCUUCUCCACUCCCCGUGGCUGCAGGCUCUGCUAAAGGUUUAUGACUGCCUCCAGGAAUUUCAGGAAAGGAAACUUGUUCCUGCCACACCCCACGCACAGAUGUUAUCCUAUGAGGUAGUGGAGAUAUUACAUGCGACCUCUAGCUCUCCUGAGAUUCAAGAGCUGACACAAAUCCUUCAGGCUCCACAUUUUAAGGCCUUACUCAGCGCCCAUGACACUGUAGCUCAGAAAGAUUUUGAACCCCUUCUCCCCCCACUGCCAGACAAUAUCCCCGAGAGUGAGGAAGCAAUGAGGAUUGUUUGUUUGGUGAAAAACCAACAGCCCCUGGGAGCUACCAUCAAGCGCCACGAGAUGACAGGGGACAUCCUGGUGGCCAGAGUCAUUCACGGUGGGCUGGCUGAGAGGAGUGGGUUGUUAUAUGCUGGAGACAAACUAGUGGAAGUGAAUGGAGUUUCAGUUGAGGGACUGGACCCCGAGCAAGUGAUCCACAUCCUGGCCAUGUCUCGGGGCACUAUUAUGUUCAAGGUGGUUCCAGUUUCUGACCCUCCUGUUAAUAGCCAGAAGAUGGUGUACAUUCGUGCCAUGACCGAGUACUGGCCCCAGGAGGAUCCCACCAUCCCCUGCGCAGAUGCCGGGUUGCCCUUCCAGAAGGGGGACGUCCUCCAGAUUGUGGACCAGAAUGAUGCCCUCUGGUGGCAAGCCCGGAAAAUCUCAGACCUUGGUACCUGUGCUGGCCUAAUCCCUUCUAACCACCUUCUAAAGAGAUGGGCGAUUUCUAUGGAAGAAGAAGAUGACGUGAAGAUUGAUGAGAAAUGUGUGGAAGCAGCCUUCAAAGCUCAGCAAGUUGUAAUCUCUCCUGCCCUGGAACUAAUGUUCCGUGUGUUUCCACAUUCCCCAGCUGGUUUUCGCCGCAGCAUGCGCCUUUGCCGCAGGAAGUCUCACCUCAGCCAGCUGCGCGCCAGUGUGGACUGCGCCAGCAGCUGCCACAGUGCGGUGGGUGCCCCAUACGAGGAGGUAGUGAGGUACCAGCGACACCCUUCCGACAAGCACCGCCUCAUAGUGCUCGUGGGUAUGUCCAGGCAGGCAGUGUCUCCUCUCAUCCAUAGUGAAAUUUUCCUUCCAGAUCCGCCUUUAUCCAAAUGCAUAUUAGUAGUAAAUCAAAACAUUUUGAAGAUUCUAAAACCUUUUCCAAAACUUUCCUUUUUUUUGACAGAUACUACUCGUUCCAAAAAGAGUUAUGAAAUGGAUGGACGUGAGUAUCACUAUGUGUCAAAGGAAACAUUUGAAAGCCUCAUGUAUAGUCACAGGAUGCUUGAGUAUGGUGAGUACAAAGGCCACCUGUAUGGCACCAGUGUGGAUGCAGUUCAAGCUGUCCUUGAUGAAGGGAAGAUCUGUGUCAUGGACUUAGAGCCUCUGGGUAUUCAAGUGGCUCGAACCCAUGACCUGAAGCCCUAUGUCAUAUUUAUAAAGCCAUCUAACAUGAGCUGUAUGAAGCGAUCUAGGAAAAAUGCCAAGAUUAUUACAAACUACUUUGUGGAUAUAAAAUUCAAGGAUGAAGAUCUACAGGAGAUGGGGGAAUUAGCCCAAAAAAUGGAGACUCAAUUUGGCCAGUUUUUUGAUCAUGUGAUUGUUAAUGACAAUUUGCAAGAAGCUUGUGCCCAGUUGUUGUCUGCAGUUCAGAAGGCUCAGGAAGAGCCUCAGUGGGUACCAGCAACAUGGGUUUCUUCUGAUACUGGGUCUUAAGGAGUCCUUCUGCUUAAUAUUGGAGUUUUAACAAUGUUCACCAGUUACAAAGCUCUGGACUAACAGCUGCAAUCUAAAACAGCAGUAUUUGUCCUAUUAUAAUGUGUGCAACUUAAUAAGUGCAGUAGUUUAUUAACCUUAUUUGAAAAAAAUAUUUGCAUGUAUGGCUACAUAUUUACCUAUUUGGCUUUUGGAAAAAAAUGUUUUCCUUUACCUCAUAUGCAACAAUUGGUAGGAAUAUGAACAAUGUUUAGUCACUUAGUAAGAUAACUUUUCAUAGAUUUCAUGUGGUCUUUGUAUGAUUCAGAUAAAAAAAGCUUCCCUAAAUAAGUAAUAUUUAAUUUCAGAAAUUAUAUUUUACCUCAUGAAACUUGUUUUAUAAAGAUGGCUUUUAUGGGCUGGCCGAGUUUGGUUAGGAGUUGGCUUGGGACACCAGCUCUGAGCAGCAGGGCCCCGGUUCCCAUCUCACAU
This is a messenger RNA of Hipposideros armiger (great roundleaf bat), 2499 nucleotides long. RefSeq names its product MAGUK p55 scaffold protein 4 (gene MPP4). NCBI's taxonomy places the organism in Eukaryota, Metazoa, Chordata, Mammalia, Chiroptera, Hipposideridae. Gene Ontology annotation, molecular function: protein binding. The record is from RefSeq and is a predicted model, not a curated record. Bases 121 to 2028 code for a protein of 635 amino acids. The transcript is spliced from 19 exons.